Nothobranchius furzeri (turquoise killifish) is the source of this 2663-nucleotide messenger RNA. RefSeq names its product reprimo, TP53 dependent G2 arrest mediator candidate a (gene rprma). NCBI's taxonomy places the organism in Eukaryota, Metazoa, Chordata, Actinopteri, Cyprinodontiformes, Nothobranchiidae. The record is from RefSeq and is a predicted model, not a curated record.
AUUAAAUUGAUUUUUCAUGACGCUUUGGUACUUAUACCUUUAUUUCUCAUUGUCUAGAUAAAUUUAAAGACCAAACUGAAAGCAAAUGCAUGCUGAGUUGUCUGCAGGACCAACGGGGACCCCGUAGAAAUGAUGAGUCAGUAUGGAUUCCUGUGUGAGUGCACGUGCUGAUUCACAGCAGGCUGCAAAUACUUUACAAAACAGGCUUUGCACAAAAUGUCAAUGCGUUGCACAGAAGUUGCAAUGUGCGGUCUUACCGUGUGGUGGCGCUCUUACUGUUUCCUCCUGAACAGAGGCGGUCUGGGUAUAUAACCGCGAGGUCGGUGCAUUCAUUUGGAUCUGAAACUGGCAGCGCAGCGCAUGAAAUCCCCAGUGAUGCGAUGCCAAAGCGUCUUUUCCGACUCCGGGAGAGCUCUGUUUGAUCCAGAGGAACUUCUUCAACUCCUCACCAUCACUUGAUGAUAAUCCAACCUCUCUCAUCUCUGCUUUUUGGGCCCCGCGCGCUCAAAGUUUGAUUUAUUUUUCUCUCUUUUGCAAAAGUAGAGAUGAACACCACCGGGUUGAACCAGACAGAGAGUGGACUGUUUAACAAGACGGAAGAGUUUUUCUGCUGCAACUUCUCCUCCGUGGUGACUGACAACGGCUUUGUUGCCGCGGCACCGGAUGAGAGGAGCCUCUUCAUCAUGAGGGUGGUCCAGAUCGCCGUCAUGUGCGUCCUGUCCCUCACGGUGGUGUUUGGCAUCUUCUUCUUGGGCUGCAACCUGCUCAUAAAGUCAGAGGGGAUGAUCAACUUUUUGGUUAUGGACAGGAGACCCUCAAAAGAAACGGAGACAGUGAUUGUUGGAGCCUACUGAGGGAUGGGGACGCUUAUUUUCGGUACAGAUGAAGAGCGCACGGUGAUCAACAACCAAGGAAGCCCUGCUUUCACGUUUAGACAUUUUAUAAAAAUAAAAAGCACUUAAAGGUGGAUGGACCCUGACUGGGGCUAGAAGUGUUCACUUAUGCUUUCGUGGCCUUUUUAAACAAAGACAUCCUUUGGUCUGCAGGAGGUAAAGCGCGUUUAUUCAGACGCGUCAUUUAAAAUAGUUGCAUCGUUUGUUAAGCAGCAGCUGGUGGGGAAUGUGGUUGACUGGCUGCUUUCUGCGCCCUUCUGCACCUCUAAUAAAGGUGGAAUAUGUAUUUUUGCCAUUCAAUAAUGAUUUAUUGUAAAAAUGACCAAAUCCAUUCUUCCUUCUUUAAAUAAAUAAUUUCAUUCUGUAAUUAAAACAAUGUGGGUCCCUUUUUCGCAAAGUGUUUGAAAUAUGAGGAACAAGGAUGAUGAUAAUGACAAAAAAGGCAUUUUUGUGAAAGUGUGAGGCUAUUCUAACAGUGGUGCCACCAAAGAAUUUCAUGGGGGGCCAGUGAAUAUCUUGGGGUGGCACACCACAUUUGUCCCUGUGGUAACUCUGGGUAAAGUUUAGUCUGCUGCUGUGCGCUGAAGGCCUAUGCAUCCAACACAUUUACCAAAUCUCCCUAAAUCAUUGACCUCAAAUUUGAGAAAUUUAAACGCUUCAGAAAAAAGACAAAAUUCCACAAAUUUAUUUCAGAAAAAAUAAAAAAGAAAGUUGUGUACUUGCUUUAACAUUUAUGUUAAUAAACUGAAUGUAUGAGUAUUGAGGAACAUGAAUUACAUUUAUUAUGGGGCUAGCGGGCUUGUCUUCCCUGGAGGGGGCAGUGAGGUGGCCAUUGUCCCCCUGAGCACUUCUUGGGGUUGCCACUGAUUACUAAACUUGUAAGAAUGUUCUUGCUUUUUAAUAACAAUAUGUCAUAUCAGACUGCGCGGGUUUGUUUAAAUCAAAAUGGUAAAAAAAAAAAAGUCCAAAAAAAAAAUGAAACAUCUUUGUCAUUAUUUUCAUCUCCUUGUGUCACAUUGUGAUGCAGCAUCUCACAUCCUUCCUCCUUCUGUCAAAACAUCUGUCUGCCUCUGGCUCACCUGUUUGCCAGCUCCCCUGGAGCUUCAGAAAUCACCUGCCCUGUCAAUGCAGAGAGGAAGAGGAAGACGAAGAAGCCAUGGGCAAUAUGCUGCUGCCUCGCUGGCCACCUGUGCUUUGCUCAAAGUUAAACAAAAUCAGUCUCCUAGCUGUCCUUCGCCCGGCUCUCCUCCUGAGCCGUCUGCUGGACAAAAGGUCAUUCUCUCCCAUUACAGAUGUCCACAAGCAUGACAGGAAAAGUAUGGACAAGACUUCUGAACCACAACAGAUGUCAUUGGAGGAACAUGUUUAAAAAGACAGAUGGUGAAAUUGUGAAUUGUUAGUUAGUUGCUUAGACUGCCACAUUUUUAGGGCAGAAACGAUCUGUUAUAACUAUAAUUACAUAUGAAAAAGAAAAAUGCAAUCAAGGGCGGCAUGCCUGAUUUUUAGUUGACUGGAACCAAAAACAUUAGAAAAGUUGCACUCAGCUACAAUAUUCUGCAAGAUGUAAUGGAGUACAGUUCACAAAACCACAGCAUUAUACAAAAUAAAAUGGUCAAAAAGAAAAAGAAAAAGUCUUAAGGUCCAAAAAUUUCUCCUCAAACAUUUAUGACAGAAAGAUUUUGGACACAUUAAAUCAUCUUCAGCUUCUUUUGUGAAAUAAAGUUCAAAAAAGUGAAUUUUACACUGAAUACAUUUGCUGAAGCUUGCACU